AUUUUGUGUUACAUUAUUUACUCUCUAUUUCAAUAGGUGUCAGCCUCAACAUCCAGCUCAAUCAUGGACCAGAAUGCAACCAAUUCAACCAAAGAACACUGUGGCUUGUCUGAAAUGCCAGCUCGUCCAUUUUUCAUAACUGUAUAUGCAGUCAUUUUUGUGGCAAGCCUAAUGCUCAACAGCAUUGCCAUUUAUGUGUAUUUUUUUAAAGUUACAACUCAGUCCAGCAUCACAGUCUAUCUGAAGAAUCUGGCAAUAGCGGACUUGUUUGUCUGCCUUUGUCUGAUAUUACGCAUUGUUAAGUAUGCUAGCGCUUCAGAGGGAAUUCAAAGUAUCUACUGCAAGUUUGGAGCUCCAGCUUCUUACCUCAACAUGUACUCCAGUAUUCUCUUCAUGGGCUACAUUGCUGCAAACAGAUAUAUGAGAAUUGUGCGGCCUCUGGAGACUCACAGGUUACAAACGGUCCGCUCGACCUGCUUCAUCUGCGCCGUGACCUGGGCUGCUUUGCUGGGAUUUAAUUUGGCCUACAUUGCUGCUUUCAUCAUUACUGAUGAAGAACACUCUGCCGACAGUGGUUUUGACUGUGAAAGCUUUCAUAACAACUUGGUCAAACAGAUCCACCUGGUCAUGCAGAUCACUGCCUUUUUAACCUUUUUGUGUGUGCUGGUGUCCCUCAUUCUGUUUUAUUGGUGGAACGUACAGAAGCUUCAGCAAGCUCAACGCACUAUGCCGGAACAGCCUGGUAACAAUAAGCUUAGCAAGUCCAAACGUAACAUGCGGGUUCUAGUGGUCAUAUUCUGUGUGUGCUUUGUGCCUUAUCACCUGGUAAGACUGCCAUAUGUGUUUAUCAAGCCCCUGCUGGAUGACUGUACCACAGCUCAGGUUUUCCACAUCCUAAAAGAGCUGACCGUUCUGCUUGCAAUACUAAAUGCCUCUUUGGAUCCGAUAAUUUACUUUGUAUUUUGCAAGACCUUCAGGAGCCAUCUUAACCUCCAAAGAUUUUACAGAUCAGAAUAAGAACUGAUACCAUCAGUGAUGUCAAACAGUUUUGCUCUGCAAAUGCAGAAUGCUACCUAAUUUGAUGAUGUUGAGUGAAGACUCUGUCAUUUUCGCCACUAGGGGGAGCUUAUAUACAUAACCAACAUAAGUGCAUAUUGAUGAUGCUGUGACUGAGUAUGGAAUCAUGGCAGUUGGUCUUCAUUACAUCCUAUCCUUAUCAAACACAGCUGAUCCAACUAAUCAUGGUGUUCAAGAUUACUGGAGACUUAGGCAGGUGUGAGUUGGAGGUGGUUGGAGCUAAACUCUGCAGAGCUGUGGCCCUCCAGGAAUUGAGUUUAAGCCAUUGCUUUUAAAACCUUUUCUCUCCGUGACAUUCUUUAAAAAUAUCACAUCUCUGCUGAUCUAGUGUAGAGCUGAAAAAUAUGUUGCUGUUGCAAUAAUAGAAAAAAAAAAAAGAAUCCUUUAGCAAAUGUAGACACGUGGUGCUGGGGGAGGUGGAAGGUUUCAGGGGAACCAACUGCUGGAACAGCUUGCAGCAAAUGAUGAUUUCGCAAUGUUGCUGUUGUCAUGCCAUUUAGCCACUGUAAACAGAAACUCUCAAUGCUUGUUCCACCUCUGAGAUCUUCAGAAGUCAUCUUCUGAUUGGUCCACUGCUUUAGACUGACAGUGAUGAGCGCCACAAAGUUGAAAUUCUUUUAAAAUUUAAACAAUGCAUCUAAAAAUGGGGUGCUCAUGUGCAAGGCUCUGAAAAACAGACAAAGAUGUGUGUAUUAUGGUCACGCAUAUCUGUCAAUAUAUCCGUAAAUAUAAGAUUCUGUCUCAUCUUGCACGCAUGCACGCAAAUCAGUCUGAGUACCUUUACUAUGCACACAUACUGAAGCGAAAGAGCAGUAAUUGAACCCACUGUUAGUGCUAGCAUUUUAAGGUACUUUUGUAACGGAGACCAGCUAGUAAGUGC
This is a messenger RNA of Danio aesculapii, 1957 nucleotides long. RefSeq names its product G-protein coupled receptor 87-like. Gene Ontology annotation, cellular component: membrane. Gene Ontology annotation, molecular function: G protein-coupled purinergic nucleotide receptor activity. Lineage: Eukaryota; Metazoa; Chordata; Actinopteri; Cypriniformes; Danionidae. The transcript is spliced from 2 exons. Gene Ontology annotation, biological process: G protein-coupled receptor signaling pathway. The record is from RefSeq and is a predicted model, not a curated record. The coding region runs from base 64 to 1017 and encodes 317 amino acids.